CUCAAAACCCUGACUAUAAAAGCAACCUUAAAGAAACAGUGUUUUCCCUGCUUCUUCCAUUUUCUUUCUCUCUCUCUCUCUCACUCGACAAAAUCCUCCCCAUGAAAUGGCUGAUCACUUUGAAGGUGCAAUCUCUCUCUCAAGAGAACUGUCUCACACCUCUGAUGACUCCUCCUCCGAGCAUAGCCCAAGAAGUGUCCCUACAUUCUCCACCACUCCUGUGUCCACCGACUCUCCAUCAAGGUUUGGUGGACCCUGCAACAAUACCUCUCCUGAUGAUCAGCACCACCAGCACAAGGACAUCAGAAUCCAAUCAGUUCAGGUUCAGAGAAAGCCAAGAGGUAGACCACCUGGCUCGAAAAACAGGCCCAAACCACCCAUUAUAAUCACCAAAGACUGCGAGUCCUCCAUGAAACCAGUCAUCCUCGAGAUCUCCGCUGGUUCUGAUAUAAUCGAAACUAUAAUCAACUUUGCUCGUAGAAACCAUGCGGGCAUAAGUGUUAUGAGUGCAAAUGGGUCUGUAUCUAAUGUUACUCUUAGCCACCCAGUUUCUCAUGCUCCUUCUCUAUCUUUACAUGGACCCUUUAACUUGCUUGCACUGUUUGGCUCUUUUGUUGGUUCUUUUGCAUCGAAUAAAGUACCAUGCGCUUCUUCCUCUUCUUCUCCUGGUUCUGUGUAUUCUUGCUCUUCUUUUGGGAUAUCUCUUGCAGGGGCACAAGGGCAGGUUUUUGGAGGGAUAGUGGCUGGAAAGGUGAUAGCUGCAAAUCAAGUUGUGGUGGUGGCUGCUACUUUCGUGAACCCUACGUUUCACAGGCUACCAUGUGAGAACGAUAAGGAUGAUCAAGAGACUAAACCUAGUAAUGUUGGUGGUGGUGGUUCCGCAAGUGAGUCUUGUUUUAGCACUGGCAUGUCCAUGACUGUUUAUGGCUUGGCUAAUCCAACCCCAGUCAAUUGCCAGAUGUCUCCUCCUGAUAUUGUGCACUGGCCUGGCCCUUCCUCGCGUCCAUCAUAUUAGCAGGAAUAAAAUGUUCAACUUUCCUGGGCAAGCAUUUAGGUGCAAAAUUGUGUUAGAUGACUUGCAGUAUGUGUUUCUUAGUUCUACAAAAUUGUGUAGGUGAUGUUUAUGAAAGUGAAAUUUAGUUGGAGAAUGUUAUUGCUAUGAUAAAGGCAACUAAAAUAGAAUUGUCUUUCUCUGGAUAGCUAGUUUUGUAAUAGUACUUUUAUUUUAUGUUGCCUGAUGUUUGUCGCGAAUUUUAGAUUACACCUCCUUAAUUUAUAUAAUAUCUAUGAAUCUUCUAUAUCGUUAUGAGCCCUUCCCUUUCCUUGGUUUGGUUUUAUUGUUUCAUUAAUGGCGUUUGUGUGUGUAUAUGUAUAUAUGCUUACAUUUCUCUUAAGAGUUGAUCCGGUUCACAUAGAUUGUUUGCAGGUUUCUUAGAAAUCCUGAUGAAGAAAGAGGGUGGCAUUGGCAGUGGUGCAGAACCCAGUCACGGUUUAGGCUACUGUUACCAUGUUGUUUUCUGCAACAAGUGACCUGACGCCAACGUAAUUAAUUAUAUCUUUGGGAAUUCAAUGUCAGGGGUCCAAUACCCUUGGUAAGGGUUCAAUUUCUCACCUUCUCCCAAGCAAUUAAAGCACACAGAUAUGCCUGAAUGGAAGCAAGAAACUCUAUCCAAAGCCUUCAACUGCAGGCUAGAAGAUAACUGUACUUCUAUUAUCAUGAUCUGGUGGCUUUCGUUACUGAGUCGUCUUUUCUUUCUUGUCAUGGUCAACAACCCAUUUGAUCUAUCUUCUUUUCACAUUACAACUGGUUAGGACUUAUCAAACCAUAACCUAACUAUCAUGAAUGUACUGAAAUGCAUGCGUAUAGAAUGCUGUACGUCUUCGAGCUAGGCUGGUUGGCUGACAAUGUUUUAAGUUCGAAAAAAAAAAGCUGAGAAUAUUUCUUUGAUUCUUAA
Populus trichocarpa (black cottonwood) is the source of this 1955-nucleotide messenger RNA. RefSeq names its product AT-hook motif nuclear-localized protein 17. Gene Ontology annotation, cellular component: nucleus. NCBI's taxonomy places the organism in Eukaryota, Viridiplantae, Streptophyta, Magnoliopsida, Malpighiales, Salicaceae. The transcript has a single exon. The record is from RefSeq and is a predicted model, not a curated record. The coding region runs from base 107 to 1015 and encodes 302 amino acids. Gene Ontology annotation, molecular function: minor groove of adenine-thymine-rich DNA binding; DNA-binding transcription factor activity.